AAUCAAAUCAAAUGUAUGUGUAAACCAUACCUACCACGUUAGUUUGUUAAAUAUUUCACGUAUAUAUAUUUGAAAAAGGAAGUAAAUACCAAAUAGACUUAUAACAGAAAUUUUUAUCAUAAGCCAAAAGCUCAACAGAAAGUGUUGAAUUUUACUCAUUCUUAUAAUACAAAAUGGCAGCUGUGUUGGGUCGUACCGAGGUCGGGGUAAAGGAGUUUGGUCGGACCGUUACAAUAUCCAACGACCCAAAGGCUCGACUCAUGUACUACUUAGACUGUAUGUGUGUUGUCCUUGAUCUUAGCGACACGGCAAAUCUAACACGGCUCAGAAAUUACGGUCAGUACUACUUGCUGUCCGAGGCCGAGACGGACGCUCUCGUUUCACUGUGUUUUCUUCUCUCUCCAGACGAACUUAGCGGGAAAGUCAUAUUUCAGGAUGACAGUAUGUGCGGAGAUAGUAACAACAGCUUCUUUGAAAUCAGCGCCGUUCAACACAAUUUACUUCUGUCAGAUUCGAUCAUCAUCGGUGGCCAACGCCGUCACGUGUCUAAAAUCAUGGCAUUCAAACAACAAUGGCUUAUCACCAACUGGGUGACUCCCAUGCAACAGUUCAGUCCUAGGCUAGCUAGAAUCGCCGCCGGUGGAGCUGGAACGGGAGGAACACAAGCCAUAGAGUACAACCAGACACCGCAGUACACCGCACAACCUGUAUACAAUAGACAACCGCAAAGAACAUACAGCAGUGACGACAGCUGUUGCUGCACAAUAUUGUAAACAUACUUUGUCACAGCUUAACACAAAACCUUAUACAAAUAGCCAAUAACAGCAGGAUUAUGUAUAUUUUUCUUUGUCCUGCACUGGUAAUUUAUUAUAGUAUAGACUCGUAUUGACCAAAUUGAUUAUAAUGUGAUUUAGCUUAAACGUAGCUUACAGACUGCGGUCAUGUCUUUUUGUCCUACGUAGAGUGCGAAUGCGCGAAAUUUCACUUCCAUUACUAAGGAGCGGACCAAGUGUAAAUGCAUCUAUCUGAAGAUACUGUGCCGCCAUAAGGUCAGUAAGUCCUUGCAGCGUGGACCGAUACCCUGGCUAGUUACAUUUGACAAAAUUGCCUUAACAAAACAUCUGCUAUUGUAUUUUGACCUGUAAAUAAAAAUCCAUGGUCUUUAUAUGCAUGCUUGACUGUAGUAGUCGAGGAACAGAACAGUAUAAAACUGUUGAUUUCUUUAUAAAUCUAUGCAUUGCAUGUAAUAAAAUACUAUACAGGAAAUACAUGUACCAUAUACUAUGAUCAAUGUAAAAUGAAAAUUCUGAGAAAUAUUUCAAGCCGAUGGUUGUUCUAAUGAGCAAGAUCACAUAUAUAUGCAGGACAAGAACAUUGUAUUCACAUAAUUGAUUCACAGAUAUACAUGUUUCAUUGUUAUGUCAUUCGAAGAUAGCUGGUAUGUAUUAAAAUAAUAUAAAAACUUU
This is a messenger RNA of Mercenaria mercenaria, 1466 nucleotides long. RefSeq lists its product as uncharacterized. The record is from RefSeq and is a predicted model, not a curated record. NCBI's taxonomy places the organism in Eukaryota, Metazoa, Mollusca, Bivalvia, Venerida, Veneridae. The coding region runs from base 174 to 773 and encodes 199 amino acids. The transcript is spliced from 4 exons.